This is a messenger RNA of Sorex araneus (European shrew), 4106 nucleotides long. It is a transcript of the gene PLCL2, whose product is annotated as phospholipase C like 2. The record is from RefSeq and is a predicted model, not a curated record. The coding region runs from base 69 to 3467 and encodes 1132 amino acids. Gene Ontology annotation, molecular function: GABA receptor binding; inositol 1,4,5 trisphosphate binding; phosphatidylinositol-4,5-bisphosphate phospholipase C activity. Lineage: Eukaryota; Metazoa; Chordata; Mammalia; Eulipotyphla; Soricidae. Gene Ontology annotation, biological process: intracellular signal transduction; regulation of synaptic transmission, GABAergic; lipid metabolic process. The transcript has 6 exons.
CGCGCGGCGGCGGCGGGGACGCGGGGACGCGGGGACGCGGCUUUGUGCUGGCGGGUCGCGGGGCGCCCAUGGCGGAGUGCGGCCGGGGGGGCGCCGCCGGCGGGGCCCUGCCCACCUCCCCGGGCCCGGCCCUCGGCGCCAAGGGCGUCCUGAAAGCCGUCGCCGGGGAAGGCGGCGGCGGUGGCGGCGGCGUUGGAGGAGGUCGCCUCGUCCACGGGCGGGCGCGCUAUGACAGCGGCGGGGUUUCCAACGGAGACUGCAGCCUCGGCGUGUCCGGGGACGAAGCCCGGGCCAGCCCCGCCAGGGGACCCCACGGCGCCGCCGGCGCCGCCACUUCCACCCCGGCCGCCUGCCCCCUCCCGCGGGAGAGCAAAGCCGGCGGCCUGCCCCGCCGGAGCAGCAUCAUCAAGGAUGGUACAAAACAGAAAAGAGAACGGAAAAAGACCGUCUCGUUCAGCAGCAUGCCAACAGAGAAGAAGAUCAGCAGUGCCAGCGACUGCAUCAACUCCAUGGUCGAGGGCUCAGAACUCAAAAAGGUCCGCUCCAACUCCAGAAUUUACCAUCGGUACUUUUUGCUGGAUGCCGAUAUGCAGAGCCUGAGAUGGGAGCCGUCUAAGAAGGAUUCUGAGAAAGCCAAGAUCGAUAUUAAAUCCAUCAAGGAAGUGAGAACAGGAAAGAACACAGACAUCUUCCGCAGCAAUGGCAUUUCUGACCAGAUAUCCGAAGACUGUGCGUUUUCGGUCAUCUACGGGGAGAAUUACGAGUCCCUCGAUUUGGUCGCCAACUCUGCAGAUGUUGCUAACAUCUGGGUUACAGGACUACGGUACCUCAUUUCUUAUGGAAAACAUACCCUGGAUAUGCUAGAAAGUAGCCAGGAUAACAUGAGGACUUCUUGGGUUUCGCAGAUGUUUAGUGAAAUUGACGUGGAUAACCUUGGACAUAUAACCCUGUGUAACGCUGUGCAGUGUAUCCGAAACCUCAAUCCCGGCUUGAAAAUUAGCAAAAUCGAGCUUAAGUUCAAAGAAUUGCACAAAUCCAAGGACAAAGCAGACACGGACGUCACCAAGGAAGAGUUUGUCGAGGUUUUCCACGAGCUUUGUACCAGACCUGAAAUUUAUUUCCUUUUAGUUCAGUUUUCAAGCAAUAAAGAAUUCCUCGACACCAAGGACCUUAUGAUGUUUCUGGAGGCAGAGCAGGGGGUGGCCCAUAUCAACGAGGAGAUCAGCCUCGAGAUCAUCCACCAGUACGAGCCGUCGGCCGAGGGCCGGGAGAAAGGCUGGCUUUCUAUCGAUGGCUUCACUAAUUACCUGAUGUCCCCUGACUGCUAUAUCUUUGACCCAGAGCAUAAGAAGGUCUGCCAGGACAUGAAGCAGCCUUUGUCUCAUUACUUUAUAAACUCAUCUCACAAUACAUACUUAAUAGAGGAUCAGUUCCGAGGGCCCUCGGACAUCACGGGCUAUAUCCGCGCUCUUAAAAUGGGGUGCCGGAGCGUGGAGUUAGACGUGUGGGACGGCCCAGAUAACGAGCCCGUCAUUUACACAGGCCACACCAUGACGUCUCAGAUCGUCUUCCGCAGCGUCAUCGACAUCAUCAACAAGUACGCCUUCUUCGCCUCCGAGUAUCCGCUCAUCCUGUGUCUGGAAAACCACUGCUCCAUCAAGCAGCAGAAGGUGAUGGUGCAACACAUGAAGAAGAUCUUGGGAGACAAGCUCCACACCACCUUGCCCAACGCGGAGGAGUCUUACCUCCCCUCCCCCGACGUGCUGAAAGGGAAGAUACUGAUUAAAGCCAAGAAGUUGUCCUCCAGUUGCCCCGGGGUGGAGGGCGACGUCACCGACGAGGACGAGGGAGCGGAGAUGUCCCAGCGGAUGGGCAAGGAGAACGUGGAGCAACUCAACAACGUGCCUGGGAAGCGCUUCCAGCUGUGCAAAGAGCUGUCGGAGCUGGUGAGCAUCUGCAAGUCGGUGCAGUUCAAAGAGUUCCAGGUGUCGUUCCAGGCGCAGAAGUACUGGGAGGUCUGCUCCUUCAACGAAGUGCUGGCCAGCAAGUACGCCAACGAGAACCCAGGCGACUUUGUGAACUACAACAAACGCUUCCUGGCCAGGGUGUUCCCGAGCCCCAUGAGGAUCGACUCCAGCAACAUGAACCCUCAAGACUUUUGGAAGUGUGGCUGCCAAAUCGUCGCCAUGAACUUCCAGACCCCGGGCCUGAUGAUGGACCUGAACAUCGGCUGGUUCCGGCAGAACGGCAACUGCGGCUACGUGCUGCGGCCCGCCAUCAUGCGGGAGGAGGUGUCCUUCUUCAGCGCCAACACCAAGGACUCGGUGCCCGGGGUGUCGCCUCAGCUGCUGCACAUCAAGAUCAUCAGCGGGCAGAACUUCCCCAAACCCAAGGGCUCGGGGGCCAAAGGGGACGUGGUGGACCCCUAUGUCUACGUGGAGAUCCACGGCAUCCCCGCGGACUGUGCUGAGCAAAGGACAAAAACGGUGCACCAGAACGGGGACACGCCCAUCUUCGACGAGAGCUUCGAGUUCCAGAUCAACCUGCCCGAGCUGGCCAUGGUGCGCUUCGUGGUCCUGGAUGACGACUACAUCGGGGAUGAGUUCAUCGGGCAGUACACCAUCCCCUUCGAGUGUUUACAGACGGGCUACCGCCACGUGCCCCUGCAGUCGCUGACCGGGGAGGUCCUGGCCCACGCGUCUCUGUUCGUCCACGUGGCCAUCACCAACCGCCGAGGAGGCGGGAAGCCGCACAAAAGGGGUCUCUCUGUGCGGAAAGGGAAGAAAUCCCGGGAGUAUGCCUCCCUGAGAACACUGUGGAUUAAAACCGUCGACGAGGUGUUCAAGAACGCCCAGCCCCCCAUCCGCGAUGCCACGGAUCUCCGGGAGAACAUGCAGAACGCAGUGGUGUCCUUCAAGGAGCUGUGUGGCCUGUCUUCCGUGGCCAACCUCAUGCAGUGUAUGCUGGCUGUGUCUCCCCGCUUCCUGGGGCCUGACAACAGCCCCCUGGUGGUCCUCAAUCUCAGCGAGCAGUACCCCACCAUGGAGCUACAGGGAAUCGUGCCCGAGGUCCUGAAGAAGAUCGUGACAACCUACGACAUGAUGAUCCAGUCUCUCAAGGCAUUGAUCGAAAAUGCGGAUGCGGUGUAUGAGAAGAUCGUACAUUGUCAAAAGGCGGCCAUGGAAUUCCACGAACACUUGCACAGCAUCGGCACCAAGGAAGGGCUGAAGGAAAGAAAACUACAGAAAGCAGUGGAGAGCUUCACCUGGAAUAUCACCAUCUUAAAGGGACAAGCGGAUCUUUUGAAAUAUGCUAAGAAUGAGACUCUGGAGAACCUGAAACAAAUCCAUUAUGCUGCUGUUUCGUGUGGACUGAAUAAACCAGGCACCGAGAACGCCGACGUGCAGAAGCCACGCAGGAGCCUCGAGGUCAUCCCCGAAAAAGAGAACGAUGAAACGGGGGAGUGAGGGAGCCUCCGAGAAGCCGUUACGGAGUUGAUAACUCCAGGACCAAGUGUAGCCGAGGGGGACAUUUCGCUUUGCACUCACUAAUGAAAACAAUAUCGGGGAUCUUAAAGCACAACUGGAAUAAAUAAUUACAGUCUAUUAAAACUGUGAAUGUAUGUAGCAAUCCUGUGUGUGAAGGCAAAUAAACUUUAACAAGAAAUUAUAUUCCUGGCCAAAAUAUGCGAUAUUUGUAUACCAAGAUGUUACUCAGUUCCGGUGUGAACCAACAGACUAUUCGCUCUAGUUCCAGUGAGAAAUGUUUUCCUAACAGAUCAUUUCUUAAGGUAGAUACAGAUUAAAUUGUAAAAUUAGUAUUUAUUGAAGGAAAACCUUGUCUACACACUUAACGCGUGAGUGCCAGAGUCUUUGGGCUCUAGACGCUGGUAGAGCCGUAAUUGUUAAGGAGACUCAGAGGACAGACCCCCACCCCCCACCCCCAGGACCGGGGAGUGCUGUCGAGUUUAAGGAGAAUGUGCAAUUGGACUGAGGAUGCGUGUGGAGUGUAUAUCUAUGUACAAGCAGGCCGUCCGGAAGCCACACACUGUAAAUGGUUUUUCAUUGUAUGAAACAGUGUUCACAUUAAAGAGACGUUUUAUGAUA